GAGAUCAAAUUCAAACCCCUCGAGCUCUAGAUGCUUCCAGAAGUUUCGAGACGCCGCUCCCUCGAGAUGGCGCCGGGCCCCUCCGCGCCUCCCCGCGGCGAGCGCUGCCCCGUGUGCCGCGGCGCCGACUUCUCCGUCCCUCACCAGGCCAACUGCUCCCACUGGUUCUGCGGACAUUGCAUUGUGGGUCUCUGGCUACAUGGAUCUGUCCUCCGGCCAUCUGAUUGCCCUGUUUGCCGUCGCCCCAUAACUCUGCUGGUACCUUCUGAAGUUGCUUCCCUGCUGCGUGAUGAACCAGAAAUCGCUCCUGUUAUGAACCGAAUCAAGCAGUACAAUGGCCAUUUUGCUGGAGCUCCUCACAGUGUGGUUCAGUGGUUGCUGGACCAGCCCUUUUACAUCCGGAGGAUGCUGGCAGAAUUCAGAGACACGUGCCAAGGACCUCCCUUGUUCUUGAAAGUCCGAGUCACACUGGCAGUAGCCCUCUCUCUGCUGUACCUCCUGAGCCCUAUCGACAUUCUUCCUGAAGGUGCCUUGGGAUGCCGUGGUCUGGUGGAUGACAUGCUGGUGUUCGUCGCCGCUUACGCCUACGUCUCCGCUGCCUACCGGGCCAUCCUCGUUGCUCGACAUGCUGCGUGAAUUGGUCGGUACAUCUGAGGUUGAGAUCUGCUUAACUGGUGGGUAUAGCUGUGAUAUAUAGCGACUAGGGAUCAGUGAUAUAUUUCCGGCAGCAAUCUAGAUGUGGUAGACGUUACGUACCAACCGAUGACUCAUGUUACAGUGCUGGGUUAAGGAGAACCACGGGGCAAUGUUUGGGUCAGAAUUGAGAUAGCGCGUGCAUGUAGUGUCUGUGUUUUCUGAAUGAUGAGCUGACACUGCCGAGUUCAGCGCAGCUACAAGACGCUUGCUGCAGUCGUUUGCUGUUCUGGAUG
Molecule: messenger RNA, 929 nt
Organism: Brachypodium distachyon (stiff brome)
Lineage: Eukaryota; Viridiplantae; Streptophyta; Magnoliopsida; Poales; Poaceae
Product: E3 ubiquitin-protein ligase RNF170-like
Exons: 5
Coding region: 31-636 (201 amino acids)
Molecular function (GO): ubiquitin protein ligase activity
Source: RefSeq, a predicted model, not a curated record